ACUACAACCACAACUGCCGCUACAGCAACCGCAUCUGCCCCUACUACAACCACAGCUGCUCAAACAACCAAAGCUGCCACUACGACCACAGCUGUCUCAACAACAACCACAACUGCCCCAACUACAACCACAGCUGCCCCUACUACAACCACAACUGCACCCACUACGACCACAGCUGCCCAAACUACAACCACAGCUGCCCCAACUACAACCACAGCUGCCCCAACUACAACCACAUCUGCCCCUACUACAACCACAGCUGCCCUAACAAAAACCACAGCUGCCCCAACUACAGACACAGCUGCCGCUACAGCAACCGCAUCUGCCCCUGCAACCACAGCUGCAACAACCACAGCUGCUAGAACAACCACAGCUUCCCCAACUACAACCACAUCUACCGCCACAACAACCACAUCUACCGCCACAACAACCACAGCUGCCCCAACAACACCCACAGCUGUCCCAACAACAACCACAGCUGCCACUACGACCACAGCUGUCCCAACAACAACCAGAACUGCCCCAACUACAACCACAGCUGCCCCUACUACAACCACAACUGCACCGACUACAACCACAGCUGCCCCUACAACAACCACAGCUGCCCCACCUACAUCCACAUCAGGCCCUACAACUACAGCUGCCCCAACAACAACCACAGCUGCCCCAACUACAACCACAGCUGCCGCGACAACAACCACAACUGCCCCUACAAACACAGCUGCAACAACUACAGCUGCUAGAACAACCACAGCUUCCCCAACUACGACCACAUCUACCGCCACAACAACCACAGCUGCCCCAACAACACCCACAGCUGUCCUAACAACAACCACAGCUGCCACUACGACCACAGCUGUCCCAACAACAACCAGAACUGCCCCAACUACAGCUGCCCCAACUACAGACACAGCUGCCCCAACUACAACCACAGCUAACAACCACAGCUUCCCCAGCUACAACCAUAUCUACCUCCACAACAACCACAGCUGCCCCUACAACCACAGCUGCCGCUAUAGCGACCACAUCGGCCCCAACUACAACCACAGCUCUGCCGCUAAAACAACCUUGGCUGCCCCAACAACCACAGUUGCCACAACAACAACCACAGCUGCCCCUACUACAACCACAGCUGCUGCCCCUCCGACAACCACAGCUGUCCCUACUACAAUCACAGCUGCCACAACUACAACAACCACAUCUACAGCUACCCCAACAACAACCACAGCUGCCACUACAACAACCACAUCUGCCCCUACUACAACCACAGCUGCAGCUACAACAACCACAGCUACCCCUACAACAACAGCUACCCCUACUACAACCACAGCUGCCGCUACAACAACCACAGAUGCCCCUACUACAACAACAUCUGCCGCUACAACAACCACAUCUGCCCCUACUACAACCACAGCUGACCCAACAACAACCACAGCUGCAGCUACAACAACCACAGCUACCCCUACAACAACAGCUGCCCCUACUACAACCACAGCUGCCGCCACAACAACCACAGAUGCCCCUACUACAACAACAUCUGCCGCUACAACAACCACAGCUGCCCCAACUACAACAGCUGCCCCAACAACAACCACAUUUGCCCCUACUACAACAUCUGCCGCUACAACAACCACAGCUGCCCCAACUACAACAGCUGCCCCUACUACAACCACAGCUGCCCCAACAACAACCACAGCUGCCCCUACUACAACAUCUGCCGCUACAACAACAACCACAGCUGUCCCUACUACAAUCACAGCUGCCACAACUACAACAACCACAUCUGUCCCUACAACAACCACAGCUGCCCCAAUAACAACCACAGCUGCCACAACAGCUACCCCUACUGCAACAGCUGCCGCUACAACAACCACAGCUGCCCCAACAACAACCACAGCUGCCGCUAAAACAACCACGGCUGCCCCAACACCCACAACAGCUGCCCCAACUACAACCACAGCUGCCCCCACAACAACCACAGCUGCCGCAGCUGCCACAACAACCACAUCUGCCCCUACUACAACCACAGCUGCCCCAACAAUCACAGCUGCCCCAACAACAACCACAUCUGCCCCUACUACAACAGCUGCCGCUACAACAACAGCUACCCCAACAAAAAACACAGCUGCCGCUACAACAACCACAUCUGCCCCUACAACAACCACAGCUGCCCAAACAACCACAUCUGCCCCUAGUACAACAACCACAGCUGCCCCAACAACAACCACAGCUGCCCCUCCUACAACUACAGCUGCCCCAACAACAACCACAGCUGCCAUCUGCCCCAACAAAAACCAUAUCUGCCCCUAG
Labrus mixtus (cuckoo wrasse) is the source of this 2310-nucleotide messenger RNA. RefSeq names its product mucin-5AC-like. The annotation marks the transcript as partial. The record is from RefSeq and is a predicted model, not a curated record. NCBI's taxonomy places the organism in Eukaryota, Metazoa, Chordata, Actinopteri, Labriformes, Labridae. The transcript has 12 exons.